Molecule: messenger RNA, 1056 nt
Organism: Chiroxiphia lanceolata (lance-tailed manakin)
Lineage: Eukaryota; Metazoa; Chordata; Aves; Passeriformes; Pipridae
Product: sulfotransferase 6B1-like
Exons: 7
Coding region: 103-960 (285 amino acids)
Biological process (GO): sulfation
Cellular component (GO): cytoplasm
Molecular function (GO): sulfotransferase activity
Source: RefSeq, a predicted model, not a curated record
AGUCUCAAUUUGUCACUUCAGACCAUCUGACUAAGAAGUGCCUCUUAAAUCCUCAUCAUUUCCUUGUUAUCUGAUUUGCAGGAAUCCAAGACUUAAGCAACCAUGUCCAACUCCACUGAGGCAGAACUCAUACACAUGUUUAAGGGAAUUCCCUUUACCACCAGGUCUUCUCCAGAACUUUUAAAAUCCUUGGAUACUUUUGAUGCUAGAGAAGAUGAUGUCCUUUUGGUUUCCUAUCCCAAAUCAGGCACCCACUGGCUUGCAGGAGUUAUAACAAAGCUUUACGAUACUGAAGUUACAAUAACAUCUCCCAUUGAAUUUGGAGACAUUUCCAAACUGGAGGAGCUGAAUAAUCUCUCAACAAAGAGAAUCAUUCCAACACACUUAGACUACAACAUGUUACCUCCAAAUUUUAAGAAAAAGAAAUGCAAGAUGAUCUACAUCAGCAGAAAUCCAAAAGACACUGCUGUUUCCAUGUAUCAUUACUACAGAGAUAACCCAAACCUUCCCACUGUAGAUACCUGGACUACUUUCUUUGACAUGUUCUUAAAAGGGAAUGUUGUCUGUGGAUCCUGGUUUGAUCAUUUCCUAAGCUGGGAAGAACAUGAAGAUGACAAAAACAUCCUAUUUUUGUUCUAUGAAGACAUGAAGAAGGAUCUCCCUAAGGUUGUAAAGAAAAUUGCUUUGUUCUUGAGUUUAAACGCCAGUGACAAAGAUAUCCAAGACAUCUGCAGUAAGUCCUCAUUCUCAGAGAUGAAAAAUGACACAGAAAAGGAGAACAGUGAUCCCAGUCACACUGUGUGUGCUCUGACAUCCAACAGGAAGCUGAUUUUCCGAAAAGGUGCUGUUGGUGAUUGGAAGAACCAUUUCACUCCAAAGCAGAAUAGGAGGUUUGAGGAGAUAUUUAACGAGAAAAUGAAACUCAGCAAAAUGGCAAAAUGUUUCAUCUAUGAAGUUUGACUCCGUGUGAAGAACAAUACGCAGUUAUCAACAAAUGGGAUAUGAACAGACUUCUUAGAUCCGAAUUAGGAAUUUUACCCAUGAUGUUAUGGAAAA